Messenger RNA from Dermacentor andersoni, 581 nucleotides. RefSeq lists its product as uncharacterized. The record is from RefSeq and is a predicted model, not a curated record. NCBI's taxonomy places the organism in Eukaryota, Metazoa, Arthropoda, Arachnida, Ixodida, Ixodidae.
CAUUUCUUGACCAAUCCCCCAUAGUGGGUAUGAGCCACAUACUUGAUAGAAAACAACAAAAACAACAAUUUGCGACCGAGUAAGCCGUUCCAGCUCCUGAUCUCUGCUGCCAUCUUGUCGCAAUGUCGUCGGUCGCAGACGCCAUCAAGACUUACUUCGACAGUUGGCACGGAUUUUUCAACAUAACAGAAACGGCGGGCGACAUGCUGCUGUUCCUGUUCCUGUACAUGGGCACCCUGGAGACGGACUCGCAGAAGUGCCUGAUGAACAUGUGCAUGGGCUACGGCGUCAACGGGCUGCUCUUCGUGGUCGCCUCGGUGCUCUCGACACCCACCGCCGGGACGCUGCCGUACAUAUUCUACUACCACCUGUUCCAAUGGACGGCCAUGCUGGCGCUCAUCAUAUGCGGCGUGAAGAUAAUCGCCGACAAGCAAGGAGGUGGCGGAGCGACCAUGCAGGCGGUAGUGGCCGUCAUGUGCGGAGGCAUCCACGCCGGACAUAGCGGCUACAUUCUGUACCGGCAGUACAUCAAGGAGUCGUAGCACCGGCGAAUAAACGAGACCGCUGUCCUUGCAGGUUCA